UCUAGCGUCUCCUCGAUUCUUGAUUCUUCCCACAGAAAGCAAGCACAGCGCCAGGUAAGUAGAGCAUAUUCCUUCGUAUGGCAUCUCGCUGUGCCCAGUUGGCUCACAGCUUCUCCGCAUACCCCGCUCAUUUAGGAUCGUUCCGACUCCAUAAAUGAUGUUUCCAGAACUAGUGCUUGUAACUCUCGCGAGGUAUCACUUUAGCUCUCUAUUCUUCACGCAACGAAUGAAAUCGGUAGCAUAGCUUCCGGGUAGUUGAGGCUGCUAUCGUCUGCGAAACAUGACGAAUUCUUUUCAUCUUGAACUCCCAUGGACGCCAUAGCCUCUCAGCAGCUUUUGACUCGACUCAAAAGUCGCCUGUGAAACAUGAGCUGAGUUCUUAUCAUCUUGAACUCCCAUGGACGCCAUAGCCUUCCAGAGCGGCUCGUCCGCUCGCUUGGAGAAACUGACCAGUCCGCGUGACCCUCGCUCUCCAUCUGGCAAGUCGAUCUGGCGAGGGGAGCAGCAGCAGCAGCACUAUAACCGAUACCAGCAGCAACUGGAAGAGCAGCAGCAGCAGCAGCAGCAGCAGCAGCAGCAGCUGCUGCGCCAGCAGCUUCAACAGUUGCAGCGGGAUCGUCAUCAGCAGCUUCUGGAAUCGAGAGCCGAGAGACUGCAGAGGGAGCUGCAGGCAGUAUUGGUCGCAGAUGUAGACAGAGACUGCACGUUCCAGCUGGAGCUCAUGAGCCAGCUGGACCAAUGGCAUGCCCUUCAUGAGAAAGCUCAAACGACGUCCCCAAGAUCCGUGGAGGGGACUGGAGCCUCAAGCGCCCAACCUUCCAACGUCCACCUGCUGGAGCUUGACCAGUCUCCUGAGGCCACGUGUCCACCUGAGGGGGCAGCGUCUGCCCGAGCUGAGGUCGAAGAUAGGGCAGCAGGGGGUGAAACGCGGGUAGCAGAGGUUGAUACGCGGGCAGCAGAGGGUGAUACGCGGGCAGCAGAAGGUGAUACGCGGGCAGCAGAAGGUGAUACGCGGGCAGCAGAAGGUGAUACGCGGGCAGCAGAAGGUGAUACGCGGGCAGCAGAAGGUAAUACGCGGGCAGCAGAGGGUGAAGAGCGGGCAGCAGCAUCUGAAACACGAGCAGCUAAAGCAGCGGAAGUAGAGCAACAGCUAGAAGCGGCAGUCCCUGGAGAGGCGGCUUUAAAACCGCUCCUGCAGCUGCUGCAACGGCACGAGCUGGAGGCGACGGCAGCAGAGCUGCAGGAGAAAUUAAACGUAGGAGCGUCCAGGGACGCUGCUUUCGAAGCGUUCCUGCAGCUGCAACGGCAAGAGCUGGCGGCGAAGGCAGCAGAUCUACAGGCGAAGUUAAACGCAGCAGCUACCAGAGAGGCGGCUUUCGAAGCGUCCCUGAUGCUGCAGCGAGAAGAGUCAGCGGGGAAGGCCACAGAGCUGCAGGAGCAAUUAAACGCUGCAGCUGUGAGAGAAGCCUCUUUUGAAGCGUCCCUGCAGUUGCAACGGGAAGAACUAGAGGCGAAGGCAGCAGAGGCCCUGGCGGCGCAGGCGGGAAUGGCGGAGAGGAGGAGGGUGCGCGCUGCUGAGAUGGCUGCUGGGCGAUUGGCGGAGGUGGAGGGACGGCUGGGGGAGGUGGAGAAGGAGAAGGAGCGGGUGGGGAGGAAUUUGGCUCGGUUGCAGCAACACCUGCUGGAUAGGGAUGCUGACGAGACCCUGCGCCUGGAGCGAGAGGCGGAGCGGAUCUGCCAGCUGGAGUGCCAGCUGGCGGAUAAGGCGAGGGCGCUCGGCCAAUCAGAGUGCGAGAGGGUCGUUCUGGAGCGACAGCUGGCGGAUAAGGCGAGUCAGCUCGGCCAAUCGGAGCGGGUGAGAGCCCAGCUGGAGCAGCAGCUGAGGGAAAGGAGCAGGGAGGUCUGGGAGGCUCGGAUGCAGCUGGUUCGGCUGCAGGCUCGAGCCGAGCCUUCAGGGCACGCUGGGGAGUUGGAUUUGCAGGAGGGAGACUUAUUAGAGGGAGGAGACAUUGGUGGAGAGUUAAGGAGAGUGGGAGAGGAAGAGGAAGAGGAGAGUGGGAACAAGGAGAAGCAGAUUGGAAUUCAAGGCAUGAGAAGAAAUGGAGGAGAGGGUGGUGAUGGUGUUAGUAGGACUGCUGGGGAUGGGCCACGUAUUGUGUUACCAGAUGCGUCACCAAGCGGGUUACGAGAGACGUUACCAGGCGGGGCGCCCGGCGUGGCACCAGGCCUGUUACCAGAUGUGUUACAGCAGGUGAUGGAGGCGGCUCAUCGGCCCAUAGUAAUGGGCCACCGCAUGUGCGUGCAUGCUGAGGUGCUGGUGAGGGAUCCACCUAUGCACGAUGGAGACGCCUCAUCGCGUGCUGAUGUGGCAUGCCAUCAUGGAUCACAUGCUGAUGUGGCAUUUUAUGAUGCGUCCCAUGCUGAAAUGGCAUGCUCUUCCGUGGCCCAGCCUAUUGGUCCAUGCGGAUGCGCGUCAGGAGCAGCAGGAGCAGGAGCAGCAGGAGCCAUAGGCGAAGCAGGUGCAGCAGCUUUAGUUACUGCAGCAGCGCCAGUUACUGAUGCACGUGCUGCAGACGCUCCCAGUGCUGCAACGUCAGCUUUUUCCAAGACAACUCAAGAGUUUGCUCCAGCGGCGGAGUGCUCAUUGGCACAGACAUCACUGAAAGCAGCGGCUGCUGCAGCAAGAGAAAUCGCGGCAGCGAGAGAAAUUGCGGCAGCAUCAGCGUUCCAACAACCAUCACCACCAUCACCACCAUCACCACCAUCACCAUCCCCGCCCCCAUCCCCAUCCCCAUCCCCAACCCCAUCCCAAUCCCCAUCCCCAGCAGCAGCAGCGGCAGCAGUAGCAGCAGUGAGCUUGCGCCACGGGCUGCCCUUUCAAGCCCUACUGGCCACACAAGACGAGACAGCUCCAACGGUAAAAGGGGUAGAGACGUUAGGAGAGAGUGGUGGAGCGCACGAAAGCCGGCACUCGUCCUCCCCGUCGCUCGGUUCUCAGGCGGCCCAUGAGGCCCGAAGCUUCGAGGCGCCGCGAUCCGGCGCAGAAGAGCAGCGCUCGGACUGCUCUCUGGAUUGCGGCGAGGAGAAGGAGAGGCUGGCGGUGGAAAAGGCUUGGAUGGUGGAGGAGAGGGUGACAGCAGAGGAGAGGAGCGCGAGGGCGGCUGAAGAGAUCCGAGUGUUGCAGGACAACCUGCAGGAAACAGAGUCCGUAUGCUGGCAGCGACAGGCUCAGCUAGAGCAGGCGUUAUCUGAGGUGGCAGAGGGCAGGCGGGAGAGGGGGGUUCUAGAGGAGGAGCUGCUUCGGCUGCAGUGCGCUUUGGAUCAGUGUAUGCUGCGACUCAAUAGCGAUUCUGCUUAUAUGGUGGACAGAGACACUCGGAUUCUGUUGCCGCAUGUGUUGCCGUUGCUAUCGCCAUGGGGACAUCUUUUGUUGCAACUCAACUUCCGGUUAUUGGUGCUUGACAUCAUGUGUCGGAUACUCGAGUGCUCCAAGGACGAACGGCAGCAGCUAGAGUCAGCAGCCUUCCGCCCCACCCUCACCAGAAGCACCAGUUUCAAACCCAAAGGGCCUGCCCGGCAGCAGGGAAGCAGCAAGGGCAGCAGCAGGGGAGGAGUUUUCGGGCUGCCCGGCCGGAUUGCGGGCGGGCUGUUGGGGGGGAAUAGGAGAGGAGUGGAGAACGUGGGAAGGGCCGGGAAGGAACUUGAGGGGCAGCAAGAGGCAGGGAAAAAGUCAGGGACAAAAAGCCCCGGGUCCUUCACUGACCUCUGGGUAGAUUACCUGGUGAAGGAGCCCGAGGAGCAGAGGGAGCAGAGGGAGCAGAGGCAGGGACAGCAGACUAGCCAUAGUGCUCAUGCCAGCAGCAGGAGCUCUCUCUCUCAAGCGAGCAGUAGUCCCGAGAGCGACUCCCACACUCACUCGUUCAGCGAACAGCUUCUAUCCCCGCCAAACGCAGCCUACACUACCAGACAGAGUUUGCCGCCCAGAUCCCCAUCCAACUGGCAUCAGCAGCAGCAGCAGCAGCAGCAGCACCAGCAGCACCAGCAGCACCAGCAGCACAGGCAUCAUCAGCACCAGCAGCAGAAGCACACCCGAUCGCCCUCUUAUCCCUCAAGAUCCCCCUCGUUCCCGCCCAGGUCCCCCUCCUAUGAUCCUAGGUCCCCUAGUUGCCCAUCUCCUGGAUUCUCUCCUCGCUCGCCGGGCAGCCCGUCAAAAGUUCCUGGGCAUGCAGCACUGCUUUUCUCUCGAGGCAGCCCACCCCUCCGAUUUUCAAGCUUGUCUCCACGCUCUCCUUAUGCUGCACAUUCUUCUCUGGGCAGUCCGGCUUUGUAGGCUCUCUUGACAUGUUUGUGGAAAAUAUAUCAGAACUGCUACACCUGGAAUUUCGACUUUCUGGGUUUGUCCUGAAUGUGAUGGAUGAUGGGUUCCACUUCUCUUGUUGUCGCUUCCCUUGCCAUAUUGGAUGUAUGAUACAUUGGAGUUCCAUUUCUAGAGUGGAAAACUUAAAAAUAAAUUGUGAUAAAUAGG
This is a messenger RNA of Closterium sp. NIES-67, 4525 nucleotides long. The record is from the annotation of a GenBank genome assembly. Lineage: Eukaryota; Viridiplantae; Streptophyta; Zygnematophyceae; Desmidiales; Closteriaceae.